Aspergillus alliaceus is the source of this 2340-nucleotide messenger RNA. RefSeq names its product putative zinc knuckle transcription factor/splicing factor MSL5/ZFM1 (gene bbp). Gene Ontology annotation, biological process: regulation of mRNA splicing, via spliceosome. NCBI's taxonomy places the organism in Eukaryota, Fungi, Ascomycota, Eurotiomycetes, Eurotiales, Aspergillaceae. The coding region runs from base 148 to 1929 and encodes 593 amino acids. The record is from RefSeq and is a predicted model, not a curated record. Gene Ontology annotation, molecular function: zinc ion binding; mRNA binding. The transcript has 7 exons. Gene Ontology annotation, cellular component: nucleus.
UAGUGCUCACGUGGAUACAAAAGCUUGCCACCUCGUCUGCAAUUUACUUUAAUAUCACCUCACUUUCACCUUCAUUAUUAUCUUCAUUUUUCAAUAAUAGCCACUGUUAAUAGAUUAACUUCAUUUAGCAGUGUGAGUCUAGAAAAGAUGGCCUGGCGCAACCAAGGAGUCACAGGCUCCAACAAUGUCCCUCUAGGCCGGAGACGGUUUGGUGGUGAUGAUCCCGAGGAAGAGGAUAGCCGUACAGCAACUCCUUCGUCUCUUGGAGACCACAAGCGUGGUAGAAGUCCGGUUCGAUCUGACCCUCCAGUUGACGGUGUCAAGAAGCGCAAAAAGCGCAACCGUUGGGGCGAUGCGCAAGAGAACAAGGCUGCUGGUCUUAUGGGCUUGCCCACGAUGAUCAUGGCGAACUUCACCAAUGAGCAGCUCGAGGCAUAUACGCUCCAUCUCCGUAUUGAGGAGAUCAGCCAAAAGCUUCGCAUCAACGAUGUGGUUCCCGCGGAUGGUGACAGGUCUCCUUCACCUCCUCCGCAGUACGAUAACUUUGGCAGACGUGUAAACACUAGAGAAUACCGCUACCGGAAGCGCCUCGAAGAUGAGCGCCACAAGCUUGUCGAGAAGGCCAUGAAGACCAUUCCUAACUACCACCCGCCUUCUGACUACAGACGUCCUACCAAGACCCAGGAGAAGGUCUACGUCCCAGUGAAUGACUAUCCAGAGAUUAACUUCAUUGGCUUACUCAUAGGUCCUCGUGGUAAUACCUUGAAGAAAAUGGAAACCGAAUCCGGUGCCAAGAUUGCUAUUCGUGGCAAGGGCUCCGUCAAGGAAGGAAAAGGGCGUUCUGAUGCCGCUCACGCUAGCAAUCAGGAGGAAGACCUCCAUUGUUUGAUCAUGGCAGACACUGAAGAAAAAGUUAACAAGGCAAAGAAACUGGUGCACAAUGUUAUUGAGACGGUACAUUUUCCUCAGCCCCCUUUGAAUAGGUUGAUUGCUAAUGAAUAUUGCCAGGCUGCUUCGAUUCCCGAGGGUCAGAACGAGCUCAAGCGGAAUCAGCUUCGAGAACUUGCCGCGCUCAACGGUACCCUCCGUGAUGAUGAGAAUCAGGCUUGUCAGAACUGUAAGUACAUCUUUUGCACUGGAUCUUGUUCGGCUUUCCUGACUUGUUUAGGCGGUCAAAUCGGACAUCGCAAGUAUGACUGUCCUGAACAGCGUAACUUUACCGCCAACAUCAUUUGUCGCGUAUGUGGCAACGCUGGGCACAUGGCUCGUGAUUGUCCUGAUCGUCAGAGAGGCACUGACUGGCGUAACAAUGGUGGUUACGGUGGCGGUGGCAGCCGUAGAGCUAUUGGUGGAGGUGAUGCUGUUGAUCGUGAGAUGGAGCAACUCAUGCAAGAAUUAUCUGGGGGAGCUCCAGGUGAAGAUGGCCAUGUCCCUCGCCGCAUCGAAGCCGGCCCCGAUCAGGGUUACGACGACCGAGAUGCGAAGCCUUGGCAGCGUGGGCCACCUAGUGAUGUGGCUCCUUGGCAGCAAAGAGGUCGAGACAACAGGUCCCGUGAUGACUACGGAUCGCGUGACCAUGGAAGUGCACCCCCAUGGGCACAGAGCCGCGGGGGGGAUUAUGGAUAUGGUUCGCAUGGCGGAUACGGAGCUCCUGGUGCUGCACCCUGGCAGCAACAAGCCGCACCCCCGCCCCCAGGCGGACAGGCUGCGUAUGGUUAUGGCUCUUAUGGUGGAUAUGCUCCUCCUGUUCCGGGUAUGGGAGCCCCUGGGGCUCCUGCGAGCAUGGGAGCGCCUCCUCCUCCCCCAGGAAUGCCUCCUAUGUACUACGGCUCCGGUGGUAGCCCUCCUCCACCACCUCCUCCCCCUGGUGACGGACCACCUCCUCCUCCUCCGAGUGAUCAACCACCUCCUCCUCCCCCUCCUGCUUAAGGAGUCGCGCUAUCAUACCUCGUUUAUUGUUUGAUGCUAGGUGAAAAGGGGGGAGGGAUAUGUGGAGUGUGGUUUAAUUUGCUAAAGAGCAGAGGGAGCGGUUUACUAACCUUUGUAUUCUGUAGUUUGCCGAGGUUUCACGCCUUGACACCUAGUAGUUUGCUAAUCACAGACGUAUUUACGUGUGUGAAUUCGAGUAAAGUAGAAUCAGUGCGCAGGAAGACAUACACCGAGGACAAUCUGUGUCUUUGAAGAUCCCUCCGGUAAAGUCCACCUGGAUAGAUUUAGGGUAUAGUAGAUAGUCUACAUCGAUUGUUUUCUGUAAAACAGAGUCUUCUAUCGCAGAUUCCCGUUCGACAUAGCUUUCAGAUUUAGGGAUUUAGUGAAUCAUGAGGAUAGCCUAGCAGGAUA